UUAAUAAUCACUGGUCAGUUAGAGUUAGAAUUUAUAAUAAUUUAGUGCAAAUACUGGCUUUGACCAGUAUUUGUGGAGUGGUUCAUCGUACACCAGCUGUUCACCAUAUUUAUCUGCUACGAAACUAUCUUCCCGGGAAAUGUAUUCGCAACACUAUAAGCAGCCAUCACAUGGUAUAAAUGCUGUGCGACCACAUUCUCCUCUGAUAAAGUUCCCCAACCGUCUGGGUGUUCCAAGGCCUAACGUUCAGGAAGCGCUGAUGAUGGCUGCCGCUGCACAGUCGAGCGGCACCCACAGUUUACGGCCGCCUGCGGCGCCAAUGGCGGCUCCCCCCAGGCCGCUGAGCACGGCCCCCCCGAGCCGCGUCGCCGGUCCCCCGGACACCGCCGCCUCCGUAGCCAGUCUUCCUCCCCGGUACCGGCGGAAGCCGCUUGCCGCUGAAGAGAUGGACUACAUCCAGCGUGGGGGACCAGAGUGACCGUGCGUGUGGACCAAAUAUUUGCAACGUCCGUGGGAAUCAUUUUCUGUGACUCUGCCGGGUUCUGUUUCUCGUCACUGAACGGUGUGCCUGCCGCAGGCGUCCCCUUGCGAGUUCCUCAGUGUCGUAUCCAGUGAGCACUAUUGUUAAAAUGGGACUGAUAAGAAGUCCACAGCUCAUUAAUCACACAGCGCAAAAUUAGGGUUCGGGCCGUUCCAUCAUCCUGCCGCGCGCACUUCGGACGCCCCGCUGAAUACUGCUGAGAAACAACGGCACUUCUUAAAAUCGGGGGUGGUGGUGGGGGUGGGCUGCAGCUCGUCUUUAAAAAAGGUUAUAGAGCUGCCGUUGUUUUUUGGAUUUCGGGAUUGUAAAGCUGCUUAUGACUUGAUGGCUACAUUUUUUCAUGUUGUAUGAAAAUUGCGUUGUGUCUUGCAGUGUAAGAAAUGUCUUGCAUGAAGCCAUCUAUGCAAGCGCUCUUGUGUUUGCUCAAGCGUACCGUCACAUCUGAGUGAUAAAAGCCAACACCAGGAUCGGUAGGAUGCCACGGCUGAUCAUAUUGAUGGCUAAAUUCUUGUUGGCUGUCAGGAAAUUAAAUGAUGCAAUCAGGACCUAAGAGGAGCUAUGCCCAUAUUUGGAAAGAUCAAAUGAGUGUGUAUUGGAUAUUCUAGAUGUUCAUUAUUAAAAUAUUCCAUGCGUUAAGUUUUUGACAUCUUA
Anguilla anguilla (European eel) is the source of this 1192-nucleotide messenger RNA. RefSeq names its product 28S ribosomal protein S36, mitochondrial-like. NCBI's taxonomy places the organism in Eukaryota, Metazoa, Chordata, Actinopteri, Anguilliformes, Anguillidae. The transcript is spliced from 4 exons. Gene Ontology annotation, biological process: 2-oxoglutarate metabolic process. Bases 140 to 478 code for a protein of 112 amino acids. The record is from RefSeq and is a predicted model, not a curated record.